AUGGAGGCUCAAUCCGAUAGCCAUGACAUCUCAGACUUUGAAGUGAUCGAUUUCCCCAGUUUUUCCGAGUAUUCCGAAGGCGACAAAACUCCACCAGUAUCGGAGAAUGAUGCAUUCAACCGGCUGCCAGACCUUCGGAUCUCUUCUAUAGAGGAUGGGCAUCCGCCUUGGCAGGGCCACAGGGACAAGCUCGUCGGCCUCGUAGAUAUGGGAAGCAAUGGAAUCCGGUUCUCGAUCUCAGACCUUUCGGUAGGAAUGGCUCGGAUUCUCCCCCCAGUCCUAGUAUACCGGUCAUCAAUUUCUCUAUAUGACUCACAAUUUGAUUCCGAGACUGGAGAGCAGAUACCAAUCCCAGUGAAAACUAUAGACGCAGUGUGCGAUGCACUCCAGCGUUUCAUGGUGAUAUGCAAAGACAUUGGUGUCCCUGAAAAGUAUAUUUACUUGGUAGCGACAGAAGCGACACGUCUCGCCAAAAACUCUUCAGAACUUCUUCAUGCCAUUAAAUCAGCAACUGGAAAGGAGGUUGAGCUUAUUGAGAAGGAGCAGGAGGGUCAAAUCGGGGCGUUGGGCAUUGCGAGCGGCUUCGUGACUAUGGAGGGACUGGUAAUGGACCUUGGGGGAGGCAGCACGCAAAUCACCUGGAUUAUCAGCCGUCAAGGCCAUAUUAGGACCAGCACAAAGGGAAGUUUUAGUUUUCCAUAUGGAGCUGCGGCCCUCACAAAGAGACUGGAUGAUAUCAAAAAGGGAAAAAGCACUCAGGAUGCCGAUCAUGCGGUGGAUGAACUAAGAAAGGAGAUGAUCAAAAACUUUGCAGAUGCAUACCGCCGGCUCGAGAUUCCGCAGGUCAUGGUAGAAGAGGCGCAGCGUGAGGGCGGAUUUCGAAUCUAUCUGUCUGGGGGCGGAUUUCGAGGCUGGGGAUACCUUCUGCUCUACCUCAACCAGUCACAGGGCCAACACUAUCCCAUUUCAAUUAUCAACGGGUACACUGUCGGCAGGGAACAAUUCGAAGAUACAAAGACCAUUGUGAGGGAAUCAUGUGACCUGCCCGUUUAA
This is a messenger RNA of Pochonia chlamydosporia 170, 1053 nucleotides long. RefSeq names its product sensor of mitochondrial dysfunction Rtg2. Gene Ontology annotation, biological process: regulation of transcription by RNA polymerase II. The transcript has 2 exons. The coding region runs from base 1 to 1053 and encodes 350 amino acids. The record is from RefSeq and is a predicted model, not a curated record. Lineage: Eukaryota; Fungi; Ascomycota; Sordariomycetes; Hypocreales; Clavicipitaceae.